This is a messenger RNA of Salvelinus sp. IW2-2015, 5275 nucleotides long. The record is from RefSeq and is a predicted model, not a curated record. Lineage: Eukaryota; Metazoa; Chordata; Actinopteri; Salmoniformes; Salmonidae.
AUGCUGGCUGAAGAUCACUUUGAUGAGAAAGGGAAGAAUGCUCGACGGAGGAAGGAGAGUGACGGAGGGAAGGGCGAGAGCGGCGCAUGGCCAAUCAAACACUCCGCCUCGCACAACCAAAGAGAACGGACUGUGCCCCUCUCCACACAAGACAGACAGGGGUCUGCUGACUCCACCACCACAGCACCCCACAUUCCCCCCCUCAAACAAGCCCCCUCCCCCUUCUCCAACACUUCCUUCCCCUCUCUGGGCCAGAUGCCCAGCCUGGUCCCUGGAGCUCUGGCCCCAAAACCCUCCCCGGCAGGACCCACCCUAGAGAGAGAAGAGCCAUCCCAGUCUACCAACCCCAAGAUGGCUGCCCUAGUCUCCCCAGGCCCGGUGACCAUCUCAUCCCCAUCUCAAGCCAGUGCCCCCAGCGUGGCGCUCUCUGCCUCCCUUGGCUUCAGCCCAAAACCCCCUGUCUGGAAAGGAACAACCAACCAGUCGGAGGGCUCUAAGACUCCCAUCCUGGCUGCGGCUGGGUUCCGGCUUCCCCAGUCCAAGCCUGCUGGGGCUUCUGUGUUUGGAGAGGUGAGCUCCAAGACCAGCGCUUCCUCCAACACACCGUCAGCCUCCCAGGAAUCCUCUAGACCCUUCGGAUUUGCCUUUGGAGGCACCAAGAACAACAAGGCCCAACCGCAGCAGCAAGACCAGAACUUAUUCUUCCAGUGUAUGACGGGUCAGAAGACUGGCCAGAACUCUGGUGGUCCUAACCAGAACCAGACUCCGGGUCAGAGCCAGUCUAAGGACACCAAUUACUUCACAGCCGUGUCAGAGAGCUUGAGUAAGAAUCCUCCUAGCCUGUUCAAGCCCUCUGUCCUGGCCCCGGCAUCAGCUGGCCUGUUUAGCUCAGCUACAGCUCCUCUCAAAGAGCAUUCCAAAGUGCCUGAGACCCAGUCGGCAGGCAACGGAGUGCUCAACAAGCAUUUUGCAGGGGACAAACUCUCACCUUCCUUCAGCAGUGGCUCUGGGGGGAUGAGGUCCUCUGGUCUGGGCAUGGGGGCGAUGGACACUCCACUGGCUCUGGCCUCUGGAGCUCUGGGUGGUGCUAACAACAGGAGUGGCACUAACGGUGCCGCGGUGGGCGGCUUCGGCACCAAGACAGACAGCCACCAGAACCUGUUCCUCCAGGGCUCCAAGGAGCCCUCCAACCCCUUCCUGGCCUACGGGGAGAAGCUCUCCCACAGUCCCUUCAGUGGCAAACCAGCCCCUCUGGAGCCUGAGACCCUGGGCCCUUCUUCGGCCUCGGAGAGCAAAUCCAACCUGUUCACCAUGGUCGAGCUGCCCAAGGGCAUUCUGUCUUCCCCCUUCGCCUCCCUCUCAGCUGCCGCUGAGUCCAGUUCUUCUUCCCCAGCCCCUGGCUUCACCCAGAGGCCCCAGUCAGUCACCUCCUCCAAGCCCAAGGAGGGUUCCUCCACAGCAGAUCAGGGCUCUUCAGCUGAGGGUGGUUCUCUGGAUGACCGGCCCAGCUCCACCUCGGGCUUCCCCAUGUUUGGGAGUGCAGUCGCUGGAGGGAGUGGUGAGAAUGCACCCAUGCCUUUUGACCAGGGCCAGGCCCAAAAGUUUGCCCUGGAGGAGCGAGGUCAGGCAUCUAAACGUGACUCUGACUCCAGCGACAACAGCGACCUGUCRGACCUAAGUGAGACAGAGGAGGGUCUGGAGAGGGGCCAUGCACCUGGGGGCCUCGCGGGGCCCGUCAAGGAGGGAGCCAUGCUGCUGCAGAAGGGUAAAGGGCCUGGGGUGGCCAAGAGCCGGCCACGCAACAAGCCCUUCAAAGUGGGCCAAUCAGUGCUGAAGGACGUGACUAAGGUGCGUCGUCUGAAGCAGUCAGGAGAGUCAUUCCUGCAGGACGGUUCCUGUAUCAACGUGGCGCCCCACCUCCACAAGUGUCGCGAGUGUCGCAUGGAGCGCUACAGGAAGUACCGGGAGCAGGAGCCUGACGACGACGACCCCAACGUGGCCUGCCGCUUCUUCCACUUCCGCAGGCUGGCAUUCACACGUAAGGGCAUCCUGCGUGUGGAGGGCUUCCUGAGCCCCCAGCAGAGUGAUGCCAUGGCCAUGGGGCUGUGGCUUCCCUCCCCAUCCGUACAGGAGGGCCUGGACCUGGACACCUCCAAGUACAUCCUGGCCAACGUGGGAGACCAGUUCUGUCAGCUCGUCAUGUCUGAGAAGGAGGCCAUGAUGAUGGUUGAGCCACACCAGAAAGUGGCGUGGAAGCGUGCGGUGCGCGGCGUCAGGGAGAUGUGCGACGUAUGUGAGACCACCGUCUUCAACAUCCACUGGGUCUGCAGGAAGUGUGGCUUCGGGGUGUGCCUGGACUGCUACCGGCAACGCAGGAACCGCCCUAUGGAGGAGGUGGACGAGGGGCCUGAUGACGAGGUGUUCUCCUGGUUGAAGUGUGUAAAAGGCCAGAGACACGAGCCUCAGAACCUCAUGCCCACACAGAUCAUACCUGGAACAGCUCUCUAUAACAUAGGGGAUAUGGUGCACUCAGCCAGGGGCAAAUGGGGCAUCAAGGCCAACUGCCCCUGCACCAGCCGGCACCACAGGCCCCUAGUGCGCCCUAGCGCCCCCAAUGGCAUCUCACAGCAGUCUGCUGUCUCUUCCAGCACGGGGAGCAGUGGUAGUGGACCAAUCACAGGUGGCGGGGGUCCAGCGGGUUCAACCACUCCUAAGCCAGAGGGGGCGGAGAUGACAGUGGUCAAAACAGAGCCUACUUCCACCACAACGUCAUCAGAGGGGGGAGGAGGGGGGGUUGAUACUAACGGGGCCAACCAUACCUGCGCCCCCCCAAACCCUGCCCAGACCCCCACCCCCAAAGACCCUCGCCCCUCCACAGGUGAGGGAAACUCCACCGCCCUGCAUUGGUUGGCAGACCUUGCCACUCAAAAAGCCAAGGUGGAGGACACUAAAGAUUCUGGGUCGAUGCGCUCUGUGAUGGGCCGGGACACACGCUCUCCCUUCGGCCUGGACUCGUUCAGCGCCCUGUCCAAGCCUUCGUCUUCCUCCUCCAGUCCUAAACUGUUCAACAGCCUGCUGCUGGGCUCCAGCAACACCCAGCCCAAACCAGAGGGCUCCAGCCUCCGAGACCUGCUCAACUCUGGACCCGGGAGACUCCCCCAGGGCCCUGGAGACUCUGGAGUAACCUUCCCAUCUGUCUUCUCCACCUCAGCAGCUGGGGACAAGUUGAAGGGCAGCCUGCCUAACUUCCUGGACCAUAUCAUCGCCUCGGUGGUGGAGACCAAGAAGGCGGAGGGCCGUCGUUUGGGGGAGGGCGGCAGUGAGCUAGGCGGGGUUGGCCGUGGGACGGGGUUAUGGGUCAGCGUGCUAGACCCCCACACCUCCCACUCCUGGCUCUGUGACGGACGCCUGCUCUGCCUGCGUCCCUCCAACACCAACAACUGGAAGAUCUUCAGAGAGUGCUGGAAACAGGGCCAGCCGGUGCUGGUGUCUGGUAUCCAUAAGCGUCUCAAGGGGGCUCUGUGGCGGCCUGAGGCCUUCAGCGAGGAGUUUGGGGACCAGGAUGUUGAUCUGGUCAACUGUCGGAACUGUGCCAUCAUCUCUGACGUCAAGGUUCGAGACUUCUGGGACGGCUUCCAGAUCAUCUCCAAGCGUCUGAAGGGUAGUGAUGGUCAGCCCAUGGUUUUGAAGCUGAAGGACUGGCCUCCUGGAGAAGACUUCAGAGACAUGAUGCCCACACGGUUUGAUGACCUAAUGGACAACCUCCCCCUCCCAGAGUACACCAAGAGAGACGGCCGUCUGAACCUGGCCUCCCGCCUGCCCAACUUCUUUGUCAGGCCAGAUCUGGGGCCUAAGAUGUACAAUGCUUAUGGUUUGAUGGAGACAGAAGACCGGAGUGUUGGCACCACCAACCUGCAUCUGGACGUGUCUGAUGCCGUCAACGUUAUGGUGUACGUGGGCAUCCCUGAGGGAGAGGGAGACCACGUCAAGGAGGUGAUGACCACCAUCGAGGAGGGUGACGUGGAUGAGAUGACCAAGAGGAGGGUGUAUGAGGCCAAGGAGAAGCCCGGGGCGCUCUGGCACAUCUACUCUGCCAAGGAUGCCGAGAAGAUCCGCGAGCUUCUCCGCAAGGUGGGCGAGGAGCAGGGCCAGGAGAACCCGCCGGACCAUGACCCUAUCCACGACCAGAGCUGGUACCUGGAUGGGGUGCUGCGCAGGAGGCUGUAUGAGGAGUAUGGUGUGCAGGGCUGGGCCAUCGUACAGUUCCUGGGAGACGCAGUCUUCAUUCCCGCCGGGGCUCCCCACCAGGUCCAUAACCUGUACAGCUGUAUCAAGGUGGCGGAGGACUUUGUGUCUCCUGAGCACGUGAAGCACUGUUUCAGACUGACCCAGGAGUUCAGACACCUGUCCACCACACACUCCAACCACGAAGACAAGCUGCAGGUGAAGAACAUCAUCUACCAUGCCGUAAAGGACGCUGUGGGGACACUGAGGGCCCACGAACCCAAGCUAGCACGCUCUUAGUGCCCUCCACACACACACACACACACACACACACACAAUCUGCAGUGAUAGAGUAGAGGUGUCGGUGUGCAGAAAGAGGGGCGGUGAUGUGCUCACACAACUGUUAUUUUUGUUGUGGGGGGGGUCUAUAGUCAUUGCUGUUAUGACACGCUCUACACGACUUAGUUGUUUUCCAAUUUACUUCUGAUCAACUCUGUAUUUAAGGUCAGAGUGGGUCCUGUUUGUGUGUGGAAGAGAAGGGGAGCAUGUGAUGUGAGCUGACCUGCAGUUAGUGAGGGGGUUCAGCUUCUGUGUAGCGUCUGACUAAAUGUGAGCACUGGGCUGUUAUUUUUUUGCGAUAACUGUUCACCUGUUUUUGUAGAUUUUUUUUAUUUUUUAUCUGUUUCCCUUCCACCUUCARUGGUGGAAUUGGGACGUUUGAAAGAAACAAGCAUUGAAGGAAACUCGACCAAAAGGUUGUAUUUUUUUGUUGUCUUUCUUUUCAAUUAAAAGCAAGGACUUUUUUUGGGGGGGGGGUAAUUCAAAUUGUCUUUGAAUGCUUGACAGAGUGGCUUAGAGAAACGUCUCCAUUGGUUUGGUCACUUUUGUUGUCCUAAGGUUUGAAUAGAUUAACUGCAGACUUCAAAACGUUGUACAAGAAUCACGAUUCCAACUGAACAGAAACAACUGGCCGUUAAGUGUAUCAAUAUAUAUAUUAAUGAUAUUAGCAGUCUGUUUUGAUUUUUCAAAAUAAAGUUUACAAAAAAUACAA